Molecule: messenger RNA, 435 nt
Organism: Apodemus sylvaticus (European woodmouse)
Lineage: Eukaryota; Metazoa; Chordata; Mammalia; Rodentia; Muridae
Gene: Gip
Product: gastric inhibitory polypeptide
Exons: 5
Coding region: 1-435 (144 amino acids)
Biological process (GO): response to starvation; regulation of insulin secretion; response to glucose
Cellular component (GO): extracellular region
Molecular function (GO): glucagon receptor binding; hormone activity
Source: RefSeq, a predicted model, not a curated record
AUGGUGGCUUUGAAGACCUGUUCUCUGCUUCUGGUGCUCCUGUUCCUGGCUGUGGGGUUGGGAGAAAGAGAAGAGGUUGAGUUCCGAUCUCAUGCUAAGUUUGCUGGCCCCAGACCUCGAGGCCCAAGAUAUGCAGAGGGGACGUUCAUCAGUGAUUACAGCAUCGCCAUGGACAAGAUCCGCCAACAAGACUUUGUGAACUGGCUGCUGGCCCAGAAGGGGAAGAAGAAUGACUGGAAACACAACAUCACCCAGAGAGAGGCCCGGGCUUUGGAGCUGGCAGGACAAUCUCAGGGUAAAGAGGAGAAAGAGGCACAGGGGAGCUCUUUGCCCAAGAGCCUCAGUGAUGAAGACGCGCUGAGGGACCUUCUGAUUCAAGAGCUACUGGCCUGGAUGGUGGACCAAAUGGAGCUCUGCCGACUCAGGUCCCAGUGA